AACCUUGUCACAUAUGACGGCUAUGUGCGCAAGAAUUACAACAUUUUUAUUUAUUUUUAUUUUUUUAAAACAUUUGAACUUGAUUUCGACAGAUCACUUCAAAAAAUGAUUUUUCAAUAAAAUGCCCCUAUACCGAGUUUAUAUUUUUUUAUGGUAACUAGGUCUCAUAAACGGACGAACUACGUUUGUUUUAUAUUUUUGCGAUUUUUUCUAAUUUAGUUAUGGCCAUUUGAAAUAUGGUCAAACCCUAAUAACCCCGUUGACUCGCUCAUAACCCCGCAGAAAUGCUCCAAACCCUAGCGUCGAACGUCCGCCGUCGGAUCCUACCAAGCGCCAAACACCACCCGUCAGAUGUGGGGCAGGCAUGCGCGAUCCGCGUUAUGCAUCCUGAUUGGCUACUGCACUGUCCUUCUCGGGUUUUUACCAUCUGCCCCACUUUACAUAUGAAAUUGUAUUUUUCGCACAUGAGCACCACAUGUCAGUGUUAAGAAUUGGUUCAAAUAUUCAAACUGCAAAAUACAAUGUGGCAAAUCGUCAAUAUAGCUUCCCCUUCUCCUCUUCUCCAUCUGACAGACAAAGGCAUCGAGCAGAUCGAGCAGUUCCUCUGUUUCUUUCCCCAUCAUCUCGUUCUUCUUCCUCUCGAGCAAUUCCUCUGUUUCUUCCUCUCCGGCGAUAUGUCGACCUCCUCGUCAGCCCCCAUUCCACGUGGCUGGUGUAUGGUCCAGUGCCAAUGACUCGAUGCACUGACUGCCCACGGACUACGCCACUGAAACGGUUGACUUCGAAGGAGGAGAAGAAUGGGAACUUUGGGCGCGAGUUCGUCAAAUGCGAGAGCAAGCCGGAGGGGCAGAUCGUGAAGAAAUGCCACCAUUUCGAGUGGAUGGAUGAUUACAUCCAGAGGCUUCAAGGGUUGGGCUUGCUGGAUUCGAGGGGGAAUGCAAUCCGCGAGUUCAAUCUGCCCCAUGACAGUGCCGUUCCGGCAGCAGCAGCGCGUCCGGAAUACCCGACGGUGGUAGAUGUCGAACUGAAGACGGAACUGAAGAAGAUGAACAAGAACUUCAAGCAGUUGAUUGAGUUGAAGAAGCAAUCCUAUCUGAUAGCUUUAGGAAUACUUGCUCUAGGAAUUUUUUACUUGAUGGCCAUCUCUCGUUAGAGAUGUUUGUCUACUGUUGUUGCCACUGUUUAGCAAUCCAAGUCUGUUUAUCUCAAAUGCAACUCUGUUUAGUGCAA
This is a messenger RNA of Aegilops tauschii subsp. strangulata, 1230 nucleotides long. NCBI's taxonomy places the organism in Eukaryota, Viridiplantae, Streptophyta, Magnoliopsida, Poales, Poaceae. The record is from RefSeq and is a predicted model, not a curated record.